This is a messenger RNA of Nematostella vectensis (starlet sea anemone), 1241 nucleotides long. RefSeq lists its product as uncharacterized. The transcript has 3 exons. NCBI's taxonomy places the organism in Eukaryota, Metazoa, Cnidaria, Anthozoa, Actiniaria, Edwardsiidae. Bases 673 to 1137 code for a protein of 154 amino acids. The record is from RefSeq and is a predicted model, not a curated record.
AGCGGUUGUGAAAUAGGUGUAUAUCGGCAAGAGGGGGUUGUGAAAUAGGUGUAUAUCGGCAAGAGGGGGUUGUGUGGGAAUGCACCGCUAGGAUGCAGCACUCCUACCUUUUUAACCCGAAAGGCUGGUUGUUUUUUCGGAUUGUUUUUCUGAAGCUCGGGUAGAACUCCAGCCCCUCUCCAACCUUUUUCGAAUACACGAUAGCGAGGGGUGAGGGGACGGGGGUUACUUAGUUGCCGGAAGUAGAUAAUUGUAUUCUCUAUAACGGCAUUUCCUGACCCUGCGUGUUCGUGUAUUCGUAACUGUCACUCGAGUGCGCUUCUGUCUGUAACUGCUGUGAUUCUUAAUGAUUGAGUCACGGUCAAAUGGUUUUGUGAAGACAGACCUGAUUGCAGACGUCUCUUGUUUGUUAUCUCAUUCAAAGGCGGGUUUAGCUAUGCUAGCUUGACCUUUGCGGUAAACCGAUACAACAAGAGUUGUUGUGAGACGGCAGUGUCAGUCAUAUAAAUUGCUGUGAAGGCUGCAUGCGUAAGCUGUUUCUUACUUCGCUCUAUUCCUAUCGCAUUAUCAAGUCAUUGUCUUAAACUCUGGUGCGGGACUGCUCGGGAAUCGUCACCUUCAACUUUUAUAAUUUGUCUACUUGCGCCAAACCACUGUUUGGUUGUUUCAGCCAUGAACGAGUCCAAAGUUUUGUUUCUGUACACACGACAAGAUCAGAGUCGCAGCGAAGAGCUUAAAGACUUCCUUCGAAUGAAGCUCGGUUCACAUGUGACACUCAACAGCAUCCAGGACACACUUGAAAGCAACUCAACGUUAGAGGAUGAGCUAUUCCAAAGUCGCUGUGUCGUUCUUGUGUACUCUGAUAUCUGCGAAGACUACCUCCAACACGACAUCCACGAGUUCCAGAAAUCUUAUGUGACAUUCGAUGGGAGUAUAAUAAAAGCGUAUUUACUCGAGGAUUCAAUCCUCAGCAGAGUCGUGGUGGUCUACUUUGAGAAGGAGCCAGACAAGUGGAUAGCAAACCGCAUGGACCAGAGAAUGUUUCAUCUGGCAGGGGACUGCUUUGAGAAACUUGAUCCAGCUCUUGAUCAAUUUGUGCAAACUGUGAAAACACUCACGCGAAAGCAACAGAAAUAGCCAGAUCGUACUCGCUUAAAAUAAGGGAAAAUAGGGAAAUGGGUAAUAAAAUUCGAUUUUAAUUUAAAUCCUUGAAUUCUAAAACAAUCGUCGUAGAAGCAAAA